This is a messenger RNA of Symbiodinium sp. CCMP2456, 1317 nucleotides long. The record is from the annotation of a GenBank genome assembly. NCBI's taxonomy places the organism in Eukaryota, Dinophyceae, Suessiales, Symbiodiniaceae.
AUGAUGCGAAACAUGGGCUUCGGGAGCCAGGGCCAAGCGAGCUCCCAGGACUGCUCCAUACACGUCUGCACGAUCUGCCGUGCUCCGAUCAAGCUGUCCUACUUCGUGUUGUUCUUCUUCAUGUACGACUUGAUCAACAUUGGCCGGAGGGGCGGCACAGACAUCCAACUCCUCUGGAGUGUACUCCGUGCUUUUGCAAACGAGUGCGUGCUGCUGCUCACAAUUCUGUGCCAUGAGUUUGGGCACGGCAAUAUGGCGAGAUAUCUGGGUGGCGAGAUUAGCCACAUCUUACUUUGGGUCUUCGGUGGAAUUUGUUUCCACACGCGACCACGCAACGACUCAGCGGACAACACGAUUCUCCUGAAAAACGACUUGAUGGUGGUUGCCGCAGGCCCCUCCACGCACUUCGUCCAAGCGCCUCUUUGGGGCCUGGUACUCUGGCUCCUCUACAUUUGGAUCGAAGCACAGGGCGGCUCGACGGGCUAUCCCUCCGCUUGGGCUGCCUUCACCGACUCUCUGAAUCCGCUUGGAGGUGGCGCAUCCUGGUUCUUGGUAGACAUCACCAUCAACCAGUGGAUGGGAUUGCUGUGGAGUGUCGUCGCAAGUGCCAUCUCCCUCAACGUCGCUCUGUUCCUCUUCAAUGUCUUCUUUCCCAUGUACCCCGCCGACGGCGCGAAACUUCUGGUGACGAGCCUCAUGUUCUUCUGCGGCGUCCCCGCGCGGAAGGCAGCCAUGGUCCUGAUCUGCACCUCCGUUCCCUGCGCCCUCGCCAUGAUCGGCUACACCGUCUACGCUCUCUUUGAAGCGGGCGUGCGUGGGCUCAUGGGUAGCUUGAUGGGCUGGAUGGGAGUGAUGAGUCUGAUGGAGGCUCGGAACAUCUACAAGCUGCGCAAGGCGCGCCAGCUCCACACCCACCCGCUCUUCGAGGUCGCCAAGUCCUGGCGGCGCGCGGAGCGCGAUGCCUUCGGUGUGGUUCAUCGGAUUAACCAUUCCGACUUUGAUGACGAGGCACCUCUGACAAGCGGUGGUUGGAGGAACUUCUGCAGCUUGUUUCGACGCUCGGAGCCCACCGAGCAACGGCUGAUCGAGCCAAGUUCACGCAGCAGAUGUAUUUGCUGUCCUUGCUUCGACUUCGUCGGCUCACGCAGCACCGUCGAGGAGAUCGUGCCACCCCAAGCCACGGCAACGGGACAGCAGGCGGCUUUACGGGCGCAGCGCGACCAGUUUGUGCAGAGGAUGGAGCAGCAACGCAUGGAUCAGGCGCGAAGUGUGCGGGAUCUCACGACGGAAGAGCGCAGUCCGUCGUCAAGGAUCUGA